UUUUUUAUUGCUGCUUCCGGCUGGAUCAGCUGACUGUUCUGUAUUAAGACUGCAGCCUCUCCUCUCUAAAGAUCUGUCAAAGUAUGAAGUAACACUCGUUUGAGCUAGAUUGUACCUUUAUUGGAUGACACUGUGAAGUUCUGAUUGCUACUUGUUGAUUGGUUGCAGUGUGAGACAGUCAUCCAUUUUGACACCAUGCUGGUGCUGGAGUAUCUUCCUGUGUUGCUUGUUGCUGUCUCUUUGGGGCAAAGUGCUGUACUAGAUAAGGUUCAGCCUGAACAGGUUCAUCUUUCCUACACAGGUGACCCCCUUUCAAUGACUGUGACCUGGACAACCUUUGCCCCGACUCCCUCUGUUGUGAAGUACAGCACUGUGCCUGGGCCACUGUUAUUCAAUAUUUCUGCAUACGGAAAUGCCACCCAGUUUGUGGAUGGAGGAUUUAUGAAGAGGAAGAUGUUUAUACAUAGGGUAACUCUGAAGAAUCUCACACCCACGCAGAGAUAUGUGUAUCAUUGUGGCAGUGAUUUUGGCUGGAGUCCCCAGUUCUACUUCCGUGCCAUGCAGACCGGAUCCUCAUGGGGACCUCGUCUUGCUGUAUUUGGUGAUAUGGGGAAUGAGAAUGCUCAAUCCUUGCCACGGCUGCAGAAGGAAACACAGAUGGACAUGUAUGAUGUAAUUUUGCAUGUUGGAGAUUUUGCUUAUGACUUAGACAAGGAUAAUGCUCAAAUAGGAGACAAGUUUAUGCGCCAGGUUGAGUCAGUUGCAGCCUACCUACCCUACAUGACAUGCCCAGGCAAUCAUGAGGAAGCAUAUAACUUUUCCAAUUAUCGGAACCGUUUUUCAAUGCCAGGCACCACAGAGGGGCUUUGGUAUAGUUGGAAUUUAGGCCCUGCUCAUAUCAUUUCUCUGUCCACCGAAGUAUAUUUCUUCAUUAAUUAUGGAAAAGAAUUGUUGGCUGAGCAGUAUCGAUGGCUGCAGAAGGACCUUGAGGAGGCCAACAAACCUUCUAACAGAUUAGAGCGCCCAUGGAUUAUUACAAUGGGUCACCGUCCAAUGUACUGCUCGAAUUUUGACAAAGAUGAUUGUCUUCAGCAUGAUACUGUGGUUCGCACAGGAAUAUUUGGAGGACAGUAUGGGCUGGAAGAUUUGUUCUAUAAAUAUGGUGUAGAUUUGGAGAUCUGGGCCCAUGAACAUUCCUAUGAACGUCUAUGGCCUGUCUAUAACUAUACAGUAUAUAAAGGAUCUUCUGAAUCUCCAUAUACUAAUCCUCUAGCACCUGUUCAUAUCAUUACAGGAUCUGCGGGAUGCAAUGAAAGACUAGACCCUUUCUUCCCACUUCACCGAGAAUGGAGUGCGCUUAGAAUUGAAGACUAUGGUUAUACACGGAUCCAUAUUGCUAACAAGACACACAUACACCUCCAGCAAGUCUCAGAUGAUCAGAAUGGAGAGAUAGUGGAUGAUUUUUGGCUGAUAAAGGACAAGCGCUAAGACUCAUCUUCCUGAAAAUCUUCAGCAGGUAUCCACACACAAAGGGUCUGAGUCUUGGCAAGUUCAGAAGCCACGGAGCUUGUGUCAAAUAAACUUUAUUUAUUUUAUUUUCUCAAAUGGUUUCAAUUUUCCCAUCAAUGGCAAGUAGGAUUGCUGUGCUAAUGCAGUCACGGUAGAAUUCUUCAUCAAAGAUAAGAAGCAUUUAAUCACUGGUUCAAAUAAAAUUACAAAAAAAAGAAUGCUGUAUGCAACUGCAACUUUUAAGAAACUUUAUUUUUGUCCUGGAAAGCAGGACCCCCUUUACACUUGAGUGCCAACCAUGCAGGAUAAAAGCCAUUUCAGCAAUUCUGUACUCACAGACACACACAUUUAGAAGUGUUAUUGCCCCAUAGUAAGCAAAUUACAUCCUCAUGCACAAAUUACAUCCUAUGCAAGAGCAAUGAGCAUCUUACCUCAAGGUGAUUGUGAUUUCUUCCCAUCUUCUUCAUCCAUCUGUUUGCAUAAAAUGUCCAACAUUUGGUGGGUUUUGAUGCCCGAGUACAGCUAAUCUUGAAUGCUACUGGUGAACCUUUGAGAUACAGUCUAUGCAUGUAACUUGGCCUCCAUUAAAAAGUGCUCACAGAUGCAGUGCACAAACCCUUAAUUUACUAAUAGUGGGCUCAGUGCAAGAUUCAAAAACACAAAAGUGACAUACGAAAUCACUUUAACAGUGUAGUGCUAUUAAGCUCAAUGUACUGUGCACAGCUCUCUAUAAGGCACAAGGGUACCCUAUAAUAUAUGACUGCCGUUUCUUACUAAAUCACAACAGAAUGACAGGGAAAGUCAUGUUUUCAUUUUAAUGUUUCCAUGAAAAAAAUCUAUAACCUAAUGUUUACCCACUUUUUAAAAAAAAAAAACAUGUUUUCAUGGCUAAUCAAAAGCUAGUUUUAAUAGAUAAUAAGCAACAUUUUAGAGCUGCAUCUGAAAACCCACUGUUUUAUUAGAACCUAGACAGAGGUCAAAGGCUAACCAGUCUGCCCAAUGGUCAGGCAACCUAAUGUGAAUUAAUGCCUUUAUUUACAUAUUUUCCCUGUAAUGUCAUUUUAGUGCUCUUCGCUAGUAAUAGCACUGGCUUUGGCACCAGGGCCCUUUUUCUGGAUUAAAUAACCACUGGAGGUGAGAGGGAAAGGAACUUCUGUUAACGUGGUCUUCUGUCAUUAUCUGUCCCAUAAUACAAAGGACUCAGAAAAUCACAUCCAUACCUGGGUUGUAUACACUGUUUUGCUCCCAGCUACAUACUAGUUCCUAUAGAAUGUAAACAUGAGAAGCAAAAUAUUGCUUAUUAGGAAAGGGGUUUCCUCUCAUUCUUAUUUAAAGUACUGUAUGUGGGGCACUGGUCACAGAUAUUGCUCUUACAUAUACAUGAGAUAUAUGCAAUUGUAAAACAUUGUUCUUUGUUUGCUACCCCUGAUUUCAGUGGAUAACUGGAAAUGCUGCUCUAAACAUAUUGCACCACAAUAAAUAUAUUCUUAUAUACUGUAUAUAA
This is a messenger RNA of Xenopus tropicalis (tropical clawed frog), 3013 nucleotides long. It is a transcript of the gene acp7, whose product is annotated as acid phosphatase 7, tartrate resistant (putative). The transcript is spliced from 15 exons. Lineage: Eukaryota; Metazoa; Chordata; Amphibia; Anura; Pipidae. The coding region runs from base 196 to 1488 and encodes 430 amino acids. Gene Ontology annotation, molecular function: acid phosphatase activity; metal ion binding; hydrolase activity. The record is from RefSeq and is a predicted model, not a curated record.